AUGAAAUUCUCCACCAUCGUCUCCUUGGCCUUUAUCGCCAUCCUGUCCACCGUGGUCACAAUCUCUUCCGCCGCUCCUGCCGUCGAAGCCGCCAACAACAAGCCCAAGCCUCCCAAGUGCGAGACAAUCUGCACCGGAGAGUAUGACCCAAGGUGCAUGAAGCUAGAAUGCGGCAGGUACCAGACCUUUGGCAACCAGUGCGCCUACGAAGCUUACGUCUGUAAGCAUCCCAAGGAGAAAGUCAAGCUCAUCUCCAAGACCGCCUGUCCAGAACAGCCUACAACGGCCCCCCCUUCAACCUGUGAAAAGGUCUGCAUCAAGAUGUACCACCCUGUCUGUGCAAAGUUCCAUGAUGGCAGGACCAAAACCUUUGGCAACCAGUGCGAGCUGGAUAACGCCAUGUGCGAACGUCCCAAGGAAAACGUCAAGGUGACCAAGGGCAGAUGUCCUAAGUCAUAG
This is a messenger RNA of Linnemannia hyalina, 459 nucleotides long. The record is from the annotation of a GenBank genome assembly. NCBI's taxonomy places the organism in Eukaryota, Fungi, Mortierellomycota, Mortierellomycetes, Mortierellales, Mortierellaceae.